Molecule: messenger RNA, 7389 nt
Organism: Ylistrum balloti
Lineage: Eukaryota; Metazoa; Mollusca; Bivalvia; Pectinida; Pectinidae
Exons: 31
Coding region: 1-7389 (2462 amino acids)
Molecular function (GO): protein binding
Source: RefSeq, a predicted model, not a curated record
AUGGGCGCUCCUGACAAUCGAGGUACAGAGUUUAUCAUUGGCUAUAUGGAGAACAUUGCAGAGUCUAUAAACGUCGAACUCUUUAUCACAACCAUGAGGACCACCACAGUCAAUGUACGGGUGACCGCCCCGAGAUACAGCGCCGCGGGGAUCAACUCUGCCUUCUCCGUCACUGCCGGAACUGUGAAACAACUGUUCUUCCACCCACGUAUUCGUCUGAGUGGUAAUGAAAUGAGUUCCAAGGCCGUCUGGAUCACUGCAGAUGAAGAGGUCGUGAUUUACGGAGUAAAUAAGGAGACAUAUUCAUGUGAUGCCUUUUUAGGAUUGCCUACAGACGUCCUUGGAACUGAAUACUACGCCAUCACGUAUUACCCACCGUCCAGACAAUGUGAGCUGUUGGUUGUCGGUGUGAAUGACAGCACUACAGUAAACAUCAGAGUUGGAGAUGCUAUUGGUAGUCGGUACAUAUCUUGGGGAGGAACAAACUACUACAGCGGACAAACACUUACUGUCACCAUGAACAGAUUCGACACAUUCCAGUUAGUCACCUACGGCGAUCUUUCCGGCACAUACGUUAGUUCCAGUAAGCCGGUUUCUGUUUUCAGUGGAAAUAGGAAAACAAAUAUUGGCAGAGGAGGAAGUUCUGACCAUCUGGUCGAACAUCUUACAAAUGUUGAUACUUGGGGUAAACGAUUUGUUACUGUUCCUGUUCCACUGAGGACAGUUGGUGAUUACUUCAAAUUUAUAGCCAGUGAGAGUAACACCCAAGUUACUAUAAGUGGAGGAUAUUCCACUUCCUUUACGCUAAGUAAUGCAGGUACAGUCGUACAGAAAACGAUACCUUCUGGGGCAUACUGUCUUGUUGUCUCUGAUAAACCAAUAUUAGUUGUUCAGUUUUGCCUCAGUCAACAGUCAUCAAGCGAAAAAUCGGAUCCUAUGAUGAUGAUCAUUCCACCGGUGGAACAAUACGGAGCCGACUACACAUUUACAACACCAAAGUACUCUCUCGGCUCUUACAACAAUUAUUUCAUGUUUAUUGUUAAGAAUAGUGAGAAAUCUGGACUUCGAGUCGAUGGCAAUACCUUCCCCUCCAAUACUGUGUACAACACAAUAAGCGGCACGGAUUACGUAGGGGGCUAUAUCAGCGUGUCCGAGGGGUCCCACACUGUACGUCACACGUCUCCUAUCUCCAUCUUUGGAGGAUAUCUGUACGGUCAAGCAAACUACGAGACCUAUGGGUUUACUACAGGCAUGAGAAUGGCGGGCAUCAACACGAUUUGUGUACCGACAACUACGGUUGUGGGUGAUGGCAUAGACAACGACUGUGACGGUCUAAUUGAUGAGGAGUUGUGUACUACAGAGAAUCAGGGUAGAGAUGAUGACGGUGAUGGGAUUGCAGAGGAAGAUUGUGCCACUCCACCGCCAAUUGAUGGAGGCUGGAGUACAUGGGGGUCAUAUUCCACGUGUUCUGUAUCGUGUAAAUCAACAUCAGGAGGCGCUACUACCGGUGUAUCAACCAAAACGAGGUUAUGUAAUAAUCCAACUCCAAAGUAUGAUGGGAAACAGUGUUCAGGCUCCGGGACGCAGACUCAAUCAUGUACACCAUCCAAUUACUGUCCAGUACAUGGCGGUUACACCAGCUGGGGAGGAUGGGGUGCGUGUUCUGUGACGUGCGACAGUGGUACCCAAACCAGGACUCGUUCGUGUAACAAUCCGACACCUCAGUAUGGCGGAAACUCUUGUUCUGGAAGUAGUUCAGAGGCUAAAUCUUGUACAAAGAGCCCAUGUCCAAUCGAUGGAGUAUGGGGAUCCUGGAGUAGUUACACAUCUUGUACACUAACGUGUAAGGACUAUGGAACGUCACAGACUGGCACCAAGACUCGAACCCGAUCAUGUGACAACCCGGCUCCACAGCAUAAUGGCGCAAACUGUCCUGGUUCCAACACAGAUGUUCCAUCCUGCACAACUUCGACGUAUUGUGCCAUUAAUGGUGGAUUUACAUCAUGGACAACCUGGAGUUCUUGUUCUGUAACAUGUGCGUCUGGUACGCAAGAGAGGAGCCGUUCUUGUACAAAUCCAGCACCCCAGUUUGGAGGGACAAGUUGUUCCGGAGCAACCCGUGGCACUAAAACGUGCACACUAUCACCUUGUCCAAUUGAUGGUGCCUGGACAAAUUGGGGAAGCUGGAGCACGUGUACGGUCACGUGCGGGGGUGGCUCUUCUACAAGAACUCGAUCAUGUACAAAUCCCUCUCCGCAAUAUGGCGGGGUUAACUGUCCGAAUUCAGCAUCAGAAACUAUGGACUGCAACACUCAAUCUUGUAUCAUUGACGGAGCCUGGGGGGCCUGGGGGAGUUGGAGUCUAUGCACUUUGACCUGUGGAGGUGGGAAGCAAUCACGUUCAAGACUCUGUGAUGAUCCUCGUCCUCAGAAUGGUGGUCUUACUUGUUCUGGUGACUCUGGUGAUCUAGCGGAUUGUAAUUCUAACUCGUGUCCAGCUGCGGCUGCCGGUGUUUACCAACAGCUCUGUCCUACCGGCUGGUUUACCUGCGAGUCUGGAGCAAUGAAAUGUAUCAACAGAGAGUUCCAGUGUGACUGUUUUAAUGACUGUGAUGACGGAAGUGACGAGACUGCUAAUUAUGCCGGGUGUAGCGGAGCACUGAUCGCCUCCUGUGAGAGCGGGGCUGACGGAACGUCUAGGACAGGAAUUCUAUCGUUGGUGAUGUGCGCCGUUGCAGCGCUAUCAGCAAUGGGACCAAAGCCAACAAGAAAUAUAGGCAGAAAGCGUAAUGCAGCUGAGGCGUCUUUGGACAGCACUGCCACACUUCAGUCGCAGGCUCAGCUAACUUCUUCCAGCUUGGUUCCUGGAUCCACCACAGAUAACCUGGGUCUAGCACCAGACACUUUGGCACUUAUCACUAAGACAGUAACAGCUGCAGUUAUGCAGGAAAUCCAAAAAACUCCUGCACAAAGGCCUGAUGCGGUAACUGUCCCAGCUGCUGCUGCGGGCAGUGCAACUUCUGAAGCGCGGGAGGCUACGGUGUUUUCAGCACAUUCUCUUGAGACAGGUGCCAAUACAUUAAGUAACAGUUUAUUUGCAAAUUUUAAUGUAAAUGACUUGCCUGCAGCCAAGCCACCACAAGUGUCUUGUAGGCCCCUUCACCAGAAGGUGUCUCCUAAAUUAAAGCAAAAAAUAUGGGAGGAUGAUUUUAUGUUCGUGGCUGAAACACAGGAAGAGGCUACUGCUGCUUUACAACAAUUCAUUUUUAUGUGUAGCUCAGUAGGAGUUCCUAUUGCAGAGGAAAAAACUUUCCUCCCAUGUCAACAGAUGGCAUUUGUAGGUAUAAUGCUGGAUAGUGUUACAUCUACGGCUUCAUUGCCAACAGAUAAAGUAGAGAAAGCUGCAACAGCUAUCCAUACUCUAUUAGGAAAGGCUAAGUGUACGCUCAAAGAUCUACAGUCAUUGAUUGCUCGAUUCAGGACUCUGGCCCCACAAGCAGAUCAGUUACCAACCACAGUUCCCAAUCAUCUUGCACCCGCCAACUUCUUCCAGUCAUUGAACAUCAACUCAUUUCUGCUAAGUCCACUUUCGUUUUUGUCAGGGGCACCUGACAAUCGAGGUACAGAGUUUAUCAUUGGCUAUAUGCAGAACAUUGCCGAGUCUAUAAACGUCGAACUCUUUAUCACAACCAUGAGGACCACCACAGUCAAUGUACGGGUGACCGCCCCGAGAUACAGCGCCGCGGGGAUCAACUCUGCCUUCUCUGUCACUGCCGGAACUGUGAAACAACUGUUCUUCCAUCCCCGUAUUCGAAUGAAAGGCAACGAGAUGAGUUCCAAGGCCGUAUGGAUCACCGCUGAUGACGAGGUAGUUAUCUAUGGUGUAAACAAGGAGACAUACUCGUGUGAUGCCUUCCUUGGUCUUCCAACUGACGUCCUCGGAACAGAAUACUACGCUGUCACAUACUACCCUCCAUCCAGACAGUGUGAACUUAUGAUUGUCGCAGUAAACGACAGCACUUCAGUCAGUAUCACGGUAGGAGAAGCCAUUGGAAGUCGGUAUAUAUCUUGGGGAGGAAGGAACUACAAAAAGGGUAAUACUCUCACUGUUACAAUGAACAGGUUCGAUACAUUUCAACUUGUCACUUACGGGGAUCUUACAGGGACAUACAUCGAAUCUAGCAAAGCUGUCUCAGUGUUCAGUGGAAACAUGAAAACUAAUAUUGGCAGAGGAGGCAGUUCUGAUCAUUUGGUUGAACAUUUAACACCAGUUUCUACGUGGGGUAAGCGAUUUGUUACUGUUCCAGUCCCACUGAGGACGGUUGGUGAUUAUUUCAAAUUUAUAGCCAGUGAAAGUAACACCAAAGUAAAAAUCAGUGGCGGUUACUCGAGCUCGUUUACCUUAAAUAACCCUGGAAAAAUGGUUCAGAAAACAAUAUCUUCGAAGGCAUAUUGUCUUGUUGAAUCGGACAAGCCAAUAUUAGUUGUUCAGUUUUGCCUCAGUCAACAGUCAUCAAGAGAAAAAUCGGAUCCUAUGAUGAUGAUCAUUCCACCGGUGGAACAAUACGGAGCCGACUACACAUUUACAACACCAAAGUACUCUCUCGGCUCUUACAACAACUAUUUCAUGUUUAUCAUCAAGGAAUCUGAGAAAUCAGGACUGAGGGUUGAUGGCAAUGCCUUCCCAUCAAACACGAAGUAUAACAAAAUCAGCGGUACGGAUUACGUAGGGGGCUACAUCAGUGUGUCCGAGGGGUCCCACACUGUACGUCACACGUCUCCUAUCUCCAUCUUUGGAGGAUAUCUGUACGGUCAAGCAAACUAUGAGACGUACGGGUUUACUACAGGCAUGAGAAUGGCGGGCAUCAACACGAUAUGUGUGCCAACUGCCACUGUUGUUGGAGACGGUGUUGACAAUGAUUGUGACGGCCUAAUUGAUGAGGAGUUGUGCACUGUAGAGAAUCAACGUAGAGAUGAUGAUGGUGAUGGACAGGUGGAAGAAGAUUGUGCGAAACCUCCACCGAUUGAUGGUGCCUGGGCAUCGUGGGGAUCAUGGGCUACAUGCUCGGUGUCUUGUAAAUCUGCCACAGGAGGCACCACAAGUGGAACAACUACCAGAACGAGGCCAUGCAGCAAUCCAGCACCGAAGUAUGAUGGAAAGCAAUGUUCCGGCUCUGGAUCACAAAGCAAAACAUGUACUCCUUCAAACUACUGUCCAGUACAUGGGGGUUACUCCAGCUGGGGAGGAUGGGGUGCGUGUUCUGUGACGUGCGCCAGUGGUACCCAAACCAGGACUCGUUCGUGUAACAAUCCGACACCUCAGUAUGGCGGAAACUCUUGUUCUGGAAGUAGUUCAGAGGCUAAAUCUUGUACAAAGAGCGCAUGUCCAAUUGAUGGUAAUUGGGCUAAUUGGGGUUCAUGGACGUCCUGUACCAGAACAUGUGGAGGCGGAACAAAGAGAAGGUCACGGACAUGUAGCAACCCGGCAAAAGCACAUGGUGGGAAAGAUUGCGCUGGAAGCAGUAGUCAAGAUACAUCUUGUAACACACAGAGCUGCGCAGUUCAUGGCGCAUGGGCCAGUUGGGGUAGCUAUGGGUCGUGCUCAAGAACUUGUGGAGGAGGCGUGAAAAAACGAUACCGUACGUGCACAAAUCCGGCACCUGCCCAUGGUGGAAAUGAUUGUCCUAACUCAAACGAAGGCAGUGCUUCGUGCAACACCGGUGCUUGUCCAAUUGAUGGAGCAUGGUCCGCUUGGGGAAGUUACGGUUCCUGUUCAGUGACCUGUGGAGGAGGUAAUAAGUACAGGAGCAGAACAUGUUCUAAUCCUACUCCACAGUAUGGUGGAGCGUCCUGUGGUAAUGCCGAUACCAGCAGUGCUACAUGUAAUACUCACCACUGCCCAAUUAAUGGUGGGUGGGCAAGCUGGGGGAGUUACGGUGCUUGCUCAGUAACUUGUGGAGGGGGAACUAAGUACAGAGAAAGGACAUGCACCAGUCCUACACCACAGUACGGGGGAGCGUCCUGUGGGAAUGCUUAUUCCAGCAGCACAUCCUGUAACACUCAUCACUGUCCGAUCGAUGGCGCCUGGUCAAGUUGGGGAAGUUACGGGUCUUGCUCCGUGACGUGUGGAGGAGGCAUUAAAUAUAGACAAAGAACAUGUUCUAAUCCUACUCCACAGUAUGGUGGAGCGUCCUGUGGUAAUGCCGAUACCAGCAGUGCUACAUGUAAUACUCACCACUGUCCAAUUGAUGGAGUUUGGGGAUCAUGGGGUAGUUACACAUCAUGUUCACUGACUUGUAAGGACUAUGGAACUUCCCAGACUGGAACAAAGAGUCGUACUCGUUCCUGUAACAACCCUCCCCCUCAGUACAAUGGAGCUGCCUGCCCUGGUUCCGAUAUGUCAAGCGCUUCCUGUACUACAUCGACAUAUUGCGCAAUUCAUGGUGGCUUUUCUUCUUGGACGACUUGGAGCACGUGUUCCGUGACAUGUGCCACUGGUACACAGGAGAGGAGCAGGACCUGUACAAACCCUACCCCCCAGUUUGGCGGAAAUGCAUGUUCCGGAGAUUUCCAUCAGACGAAAGGAUGUACACUCUCACCUUGCCCAAUUGACGGUGAAUGGGCUACCUGGGGAAGCUGGAGCGCUUGUACAGUUACUUGUGGAGGUGGAAUCUCUACCAGGACACGCACAUGCACUAAUCCCGCCCCACAGUAUAACGGGGCAGACUGUCCAGGAUCCGAUACCACUACAAUGGAUUGCAACACACAAGUUUGUAUAAUCGAUGGCGCAUGGGGUCAAUGGGGCAGCUGGAGUCAGUGUACCGUGACCUGCGGUGGCGGCAAACAGUCACGCACACGAGUAUGUGACGAUCCGAUGCCUGCCAAUGGUGGUCUGCCUUGUAGUGGUGACUCUUCUGUGUUAGGAGAUUGUAACGUCAGAUCGUGUCCAGCUGCGGCUGCUGGAGUUUACCAACAGCUCUGUCCUACCGGCUGGUUUACCUGCGAGUCUGGAGCAAUGAAAUGUAUCAACAGAGAGUUCCAGUGUGACUGUUUUAAUGACUGUGAUGACGGAAGUGACGAAACUGCCACUUACGCUGGAUGUAGUGGAGCACUUCUGGCUUCCUGUCAAAGUGGCGCGGAAGAUGGUUAUGUACUAGACACUAUUGGGGCUUUUUAUGGCAAUGAAUAUGGUGUAAAUAUUUUGAUAAAAAUUCUUGGAACAGUUGAGAACCUGACCUUGUGGCUCAGUGAAGAUGACAAUGUGAUUGUUGACCGGAGCAAUAGGGAUGUGUUGGAGACACAGCAUGAUACUCUUACUGCCAAUGAGGACCGCCAGUGUACUAAGUCAAGAUCGGUUGUGGAGAGCUACCAUGGUCGACUGAAACAGUAG